AUGAAUAUCUUGUGUAAGCUUGCAGAAUACAACGAAGCCAGACACAGAGAUGUUUCUUUGGUGAUUGAGGGCUUGAAGGAGUGCUCAAAGGAAUAUAAAGCAGAAGCUAAGUAUCUACAGCGCCUUCUCUCAGAAGAGCUGGGUCUUCCCACACACAAGCUGUCCAGGAAAGCCACCAUGUACCUGGAUGUCCUGGUAAACAGCGCAAUGACACUUGAAACGAAGGACACUUCUCUUGCCAGCUUCAUCUAUGCCAUCAAUGAAAGGACAUCUGAACUCUACACAAUAGAAUCAGAAAACAGAGAAAUGGAACUGGAAUUGAAAAGUCUCAUGGAAAAAAUAGGUACAGCACUGAAUCUGCAGACUCAGUUAGAGAAGGAUCUUAAAAGUACACAGGAACUUGCUGAAGUAAAAAAUGCCAAAGGUGAUCGCAGAUCCCAGGACUUGCAGUUCCUGGAACUUAAAGGCGAAGAGCUAAGGAAAAGGGUCGAAGCUGCUGAGAUGGAGCUUGCUGCCACAGGGUUUGAUAUGUCACUGUCACACAAGUCACUGGUGAGCCUGGCUGAGAAACUGGAUAGACUGCAGAAAGAAGUUGUGCCACUGAAGAAAAAAGUGGAAAGCUACCAAGAUUUACCUGCUAAUAUUCCACUUGCAAAAGUGAAGGUUGAAGAAUUAAAACAAGAACUGAAUCACUUGGAGGAAAAGUUCUCCAAGCAGCUUGAAGAGUUGGCCGGUGAUGUACAAAUGCCCAAAAAAUCCUGUUGAAGUGGCCUGCAUGGAAGAAGAUUUCCCUUCUAUUUCCUAUUUGCACUAGUAAAAGAUUUUUUAAUUCUUGGUGUACUUCUGCAGCUUUCUGUCUUUUCUUGCUGUUUGAUGGCACACUUGCAACCUUCCAGUAAGCAUGCUCGUUUUUAGGAAUUCAUGUACCUUUGUACAGAAUAACGAUACCUAUUUCUCAUAAAACAAUAAACAAUACCUAUUGCAAACAAUAUACAUUUCUCAUAAAAUAACCCCCUGAACUUAACUUACCUUUUAUAUGUGAUGCAUACCUGUAACUGGCCUCCAGAUGGCAGCUUCACCAGAUGUGUCAGGGUUUGACUGACAUUUGCCACUUAACAACUGAACUAAUAAGGGAGUCGAUUUGUCUUUUUCCGUAUCCAGGCCCAAGGAUUGGGCUUUUUCCUGGAGUGCUGUCUUUGGUGGCGCAAGUAUGAUGAUGACAGACUCAUGCUGCAUCAAGCAGAUCAUCGGCUUUUGCUCCUUUGUUUUUAUUUUUUCUUGUCACUGCACUGUUGGGGACACAAUGUUUUUUUCCACUUACAGAAUGUCCGAUGUUUACCAAGGUUGUGAAUUUGAUUCUAGACUAGAGCACUUCUGAGUCUGAACAUUUUCUUUAAACAGAAGUAAACAGUUAAAUUUCUC
Neopsephotus bourkii (Bourke's parrot) is the source of this 1422-nucleotide messenger RNA. It is a transcript of the gene HAUS1, whose product is annotated as HAUS augmin like complex subunit 1. Gene Ontology annotation, cellular component: HAUS complex; cytosol. The record is from RefSeq and is a predicted model, not a curated record. NCBI's taxonomy places the organism in Eukaryota, Metazoa, Chordata, Aves, Psittaciformes, Psittacidae. The transcript is spliced from 8 exons. The coding region runs from base 1 to 765 and encodes 254 amino acids. Gene Ontology annotation, biological process: centrosome cycle; spindle assembly.